UGCCUUCCCGAACUGUGUUCUUUUUCCCAGCCUUUUUGGGCUUUUCUAGGUUCCCUUCACACUGCACUCAGAGCUUGACAAGCUCUUCCAGCUGCACAGCAUCCACUACCGGCGCCAAGGGAGAACCGGAGAAGCAACCACAGGGAAAGCUUCCUCUUUUCCUAUCAAUGGCUUACCCUCUGCUCCCCCUAUCUUUGCUAUUCUUCUUUCUUCUCGCUCAAGGAAACCCUGAGCUCAGAGCUCUAAUGGUGCUCAAGUCUUCUCUUGACCCCGAGGGUCACUACCUCUCUUCUUGGACUUCCAGAGGUGACCCUUGUCGUGGAAACUUUGAGGGAGUCGCAUGCAACGAGCAUGGCAAAGUAACGAACAUCUCAUUGCAGGGAAAGGGGCUCUCUGGCUUUAUCUCACCGGCGGUGAAGGAACUUAGAUGCCUUUCUGGGCUUUAUCUACAUUACAACGCACUUAGAGGGGAGAUACCGAAAGAGAUUGCGAAUCUGACUGAGCUCACGGACCUCUACCUCAACGUCAAUGGGCUCACCGGAGGCAUUCCGUCGGAAAUCGGCAAAAUGGCUAGUCUUGAAGUAUUGCAGCUGUGCUAUAACCGGUUGACAGGUAGCAUACCCACCCAGCUGGGAGCUUUGAGUAAGCUCUCUGUUCUUGCGCUGCAAUCCAAUCAGCUAACUGGAGCCAUUCCUGCAAGCUUGGGCGACCUACCCCAGCUCCUGCGGCUAGAUUUGAGCUUCAACAGACUCUUCGGUUCAAUUCCAAGGAAGCUCGCUCAGCUCCCUCAGCUAUCUGUAUUAGAUGUUCGGAACAAUUCCCUCUCCGGUUAUGUCCCCUCUGAUUUACAGAGACUAAGCAAAGGGUUUCAGUUCUCCAAUAAUAAGGGGCUGUGUGGCGUCGGAUUUUCUUCGCUUCAAGCUUGCACUUCCGCCGACUUCUUUAAUCCGAACAGACCGGAGCCAUAUGGCGGCCCUGAUGCUUCCGCUGGGCUGCUUCCAAAAGAGAUUCCUCAGUCGGCUGAUUUCAGCCAAAACUGCAACUUUUCUCACUGUUCAAACAAAUCAAAAUCAUCAGCCAUCACCAUCAUUGUAGUCGUAAUCGUUGUUUCAAUCGGCGUUGUAAUCUUAGGACUAUUUGUAUUUGUAUGGUACCGCCGACAGAAACAGAGGAUCGGGAGCUCACUCGAACUCUCAGAUAGCAGACUCAGCACUGAUCAAGCGAAAGAAGUCCUCAGAAAGAGAGUGUCUCCUCUCAUCAACCUCGAGAACACGAACGGAAACGGGUGGGAUCCUUUGGCUGAUGGUGGGAGCAGCAAUGGAUUUUCUCAAGAGGUUCAGAGCUUCAGAUUCAAUCUGGAGGAAGUGGAAUGCGCGACUCAGUAUUUCUCAGAGGUUAAUUUGCUCGGGAAGACAAACUUUGUGUCGACUUAUAAAGGGAUGUUGAGGGAUGGAAGCCUUGUUGCAGUGAAGAGCAUCACGAAGACGAGCUGUAAGACCGAGGAAGCUGAGUUUUUGAAGGGAUUGAAGAUGUUGACAUUACUCCGACACGAGAACCUUGUUGGUUUGAAAGGGUUUUGUUGUUCCAGAGUUAGAGGAGAGUGCUUUCUUUUGUAUGAUUUUGUCGCCAAUGGAAGCUUAUCUAAUUAUCUAGAUGCGAAGGAUGAUGAAAAGGAGAGGAUUCUAGACUGGUCUACUAGGGUUUCCAUCAUCAAGGGCAUAGCUAAAGGAAUUGAAUACCUCCACAGCAGCAGAGCAAACAAGCCAGCUCUUGUUCACAAAAGCAUAUCAGCUGAUAAGAUACUGAUAGACCAAAAUUUUGUUCCCAAGCUAUCUGCUGUCGGUCUGCACAAGCUCUUAGCUGACGAUGUUAUCUUCUCAACUCUCAAAGCUAGCGCCGCAAUGGGCUAUCUCGCUCCCGAAUACACGACGACCGGCCGCUUCACAGAGAAGAGCGAUGUUUACUCGUUUGGAGUUAUCGUGUUCCAGAUCCUGACAGGGAAGACGAAGGUAACUCACCUUCGACUCACUGCUGAUUCUGGCCAACUAGACGAGCUCAUCGACGGGAAACUCAAUAAGUGCUUCUCCAUUACGGAAGCUGCGAAGAUUGCGGGAAUAGCGUUGAUGUGCACAAGCGAGAUUCCGGGCCAUAGGCCAACCAUGGAGGCUGUGCUACAGGAGCUGGGAAGCAACUGAUGGAUGAUUCAAGUGCUAACUACUGAUAUUGUGAUGGACUUUUUUAGUGUAUUUUGUGCUUUAAUUUUUGUUGGAACUAUUUAUGUGUUAUGGGAGAAGUGAAAGAGCUUGCAGUGUUUUGGAAAUGUGUUUUCGCUUGUUAGUGUAUAACUAGAUGGGGUCUUGAUGAUUGAUUGGGGGAAGGCGGCUGUGGGAAAGUGAGAACUGGCGAUUUUUUUUGUUUGGUGAGGUUUGUCUUUCAUAUUUUGCUUUGUGGUUAGUGGUGAAGCUUUUUCUGUAUGGCUGUAAAGGAGAAAAAAGCAGAAAUGAUGCAGCACUGACGCAGUGGCAGCUAUAAGCUUCUUUUAGUAUUUUGUCACUUGAUGGGGGGUAAAAUAU
Messenger RNA from Phalaenopsis equestris, 2573 nucleotides. RefSeq names its product LRR receptor-like serine/threonine-protein kinase GSO2. NCBI's taxonomy places the organism in Eukaryota, Viridiplantae, Streptophyta, Magnoliopsida, Asparagales, Orchidaceae. The record is from RefSeq and is a predicted model, not a curated record. Gene Ontology annotation, molecular function: ATP binding; protein kinase activity; receptor serine/threonine kinase binding. Gene Ontology annotation, biological process: protein phosphorylation.